AUGGGGAAACGCUUGACAUUAGUGCUUUUGGUACUACUGCAGUUCUUAUGCAGUUGCAAAGGAAACCAAAGGAAGGAGCAGUCAUUACGGUUCACGCACGUCAUUUAUAACACCACUAUAUAUGAAAACUCUGCAGCAAAGACCUAUUUAGAAAGCCGAGUUAAAAUGGGCAUUUAUAUCACAGAGCCGGCCUUGGAAAUACGGUACAAAAUAAUUUCUGGAGAUACCGAGAACUUAUUCAAAGCUGAAGAGCACGUUGUGGGAGAUUUCUGCUUCUUGCGUAUAAGGACCAAAGGAGGCAAUUCUGCUGUUCUCAACAGGGAAGUACAAGACCACUAUUUACUUACGGUGAAAGCACUUGAAAGAGGGACCAGUGCCGAAACCCGGGCAAGAGUUAAGGUGCGAGUUCUCGACACAAACGAUCUGAGGCCUCUGUUCUCACCAACCUCCUACAGCGUCUAUCUUCCUGAAAAUACGCCAGUGAGAAGCAGUGUUGCCAGGGUUACUGCCACGGAUGCUGACAUUGGCACAAACGGAGAGUAUUACUACAGUUUUCGGGAUUGGACUGACAUGUUCGCCAUUCAUCCCACCAGCGGCAUUGUAACUCUCACGAGUAAGCUGGAUUAUUCAGACACGAGGUUGUACGAGAUGGACGUCUUGGCGGAAGACCGCGGCAUGAAGCUGUAUGGAAGCAGUGGCUUCAGCAGCAUGGCUAAGCUGACGGUGAGGGUGGAGCAGGCUAACGAACAUGCCCCUGUUAUCACCGCUGUCACGUUAGCUCCUACACAGAGUGACCGAGAUCCUACUUACGCCAUUGUUACGGUCGAUGAUGCUGACCAAGGGGCAAAUGGUGAAAUAGCAUCGUUGAGUAUUGUGGCAGGAGAUCCUCUGCAACAGUUUAAGACCUUACGAACUAGCCCUGGAAGCAAGGAAUAUAAGAUUAAAGCUGUUCAUGGUGUAGACUGGGACGGUCAGCCUUAUGGGUACAAUCUCACUUUGCAAGCCAAGGAUAAAGGGAGUCCCCCCCAGUUUUCAGCUGUGAAAGUAGUUCAUGUGAUGUCCCCUCAGUUAAAAGUGGUGCCUCCUAAAUUUGAAAAGAGCAUUUAUUAUGUAAAACUGAGUGAAUUCUCUCCACUUCAUACACCUGUUGUAACGGUCAGAGCUUUGCCAACACAUCCCCAGUUAAAGUACAUUCUAAAACAUAACAUGUUCACUCUGAAUCCAGAAACGGGGUUAAUUACAACGGCUGGACGUCUCCGAGUGGAGGACGCUGCCAAGUUUGAGUUGGACGUUACAACUAGUGACAGAAGUGCCGCAACCAAAGUGGUCAUUGACGUGAUUGAUGUGAAUAACAAUGCUCCCGAGUUUCUCCAGACCUCCUACAAAGCCGGUAUCGACGAGCACGUGCCAAUAGGGACGGAAGUGCUGACGGUCAGCGCCAGCGAUGCGGACGCGGGCGAGAACGGUUUCAUCACCUACAGCAUCGCCAACGCCAGUCCGCAGCCGUUCAACAUCGACUCUUUCACCGGCGUCGUCAGCACCGCGGGAGAUUUGGAUUACGAGCUCAUGCCGAGGAUUUACAAUCUGAGAGUGCGAGCCUCGGACUGGGGCUCCCCUUUCCGGCGGGAAACGGAGGCCUCCGUCACGGUCACGCUGAACAACCUGAACGACAACAAGCCGUUGUUUGAGAAUGUGGACUGUAAAGUGAGCCUGCCGAGAGACUUUGGGGUCCGCAAACAUAUCGCGACAGUGUCCGCGAUUGACGCGGAUGAGUUGCAGCUGGUGCAGUACGAAAUCGAGUCUGGUAACGAUCACAAGCUCUUUGAUUUGAACCCUAAUUCUGGCGUGCUGUCACUGCAGCGGCCAUUAGGCGAUGGUGAGGGGGCACAACUUCAUUUCCAUUCCUUACUAAUCACUGCCAGUGAUGGAGAAUACACGACUCCCCCGAUGACUGUGAACAUCACGGUCAGUGCUCCUGGUGCACCUGUUCAUGUGAAAUGCGUUGACACAGGGGUAGCUAAAAUGCUAGCCAAAAGGUUGCUUCAGGGCUCUAACAUCCACAGUCACAUGGAACCUGAAAAUAACUUUGUAGACAUCCAUUCAGUUAACCGCCACACACCACAGUUAAAGGACACUUUUCCCGGCGUAAUUGAUGUUAAAGAAGACCUUCCGGUCGGUGCCCGGGUCGCGCUCAUAGAUGCCACAGAUCCCGAUAGCGGCUUUAAUGGAAAAUUGGUUUUUGUGAUUUCUGGAGGAGAUACAGAGAGCCGAUUUGUCAUUGAAAUGGACACUGGUUGGCUCAAGGUCUACGCCCCGCUUGACAGAGAAACAACCGGUCAUUAUACUUUGAACAUCACUGUGUACGAUCUGGGAGUGCCCCAGAAGUCAAUAUCGCGCCUCCUGGAUGUUAAUAUAAUUGACUCGAACGAUAACAGCCCAGAGUUCCUGCAGGACAGUUACUCUGUGGUAAUUAGUGAAGACACAGCUGUGGGCACUGAUGUAAUUCAGGUUGAAGCCAGGGAUAAAGACUUGGGUGUCAAUGGGAAGGUCCGGUACUCAUUUGUGGCUAACACAAACAUGUUUUCCAUCGAUACGGAGACUGGUGUGGUGAAGGUGAAAAGUCCACUGGACCGUGAGGUGCAUCCCGUGCUCAUCCUGAAGGUUGCGGCACGUGAUCAGGCCACUGACGAGCCUCAGCUUGUGUCAAUGGUGUCGUUGAAAGUGACGUUGGAGGACGUCAACGACAACCCUCCUCGGUUUUUUCCGCCUAGCCACCGCGUGAGAGUGCGGGAAGAUCUCCCCGUUGGGACUGUGGUCACCUGGCUGGACGCCCACGAUCCUGAUGCCGGAAACUCCGGUCAGGUUCGCUACAGCCUGCCGGACAGCGGAGACGGAGACUUUGUGGCGGACAAGCUGAGCGGAGCUGUGAGGAUUGCUCAGAGUCUGGAUUACGAGAAGAAGCAGGUGUACAACUUGACGGCGAAGGCUAAGGACAAAGGAAGGCCGGUCUCUUUGUCUUCGACCUGUUACAUUGAGCUGGAGGUUGUGGAUGUGAAUGAGAAUCUGUAUCGCCCUUGGUUCCCUUCCUUUGCUGUUACGGGCUCAGUUAAAGAGGAUGCCAUUGUUGGUACGUCAGUUCUGAAAGUUACUGCAAAGGAUGAAGACAAAGGCAGAGAUGGAGAAGUCAGGUACUCCUUACGGGAUGGGUCAGGCCUUGGAAUAUUCACUAUUGAUGAAGAGAGUGGUGUCAUAAGAACGGAAGAACUGCUGGACCACGAGACCACCCCACAUUACUGGCUGACCGUUUACGCCAUCGACCAAGGUGUGGUGCCCCUCUCGUCCUUCAUCCAAGUCUUCGUCGAGGUGGAGGACGUCAACGACAAUGCCCCCCAGACGUCAGAGCCGGUCUAUUACCCUUCAGUGCUGGAGAACUCCCCGAAGGACGUCUCUGUCAUUCACAUCCAGGCCUUUGAUCCGGACACCAGGUCCAGUGACAAGCUAUCCUACAAGAUAACCAGCGGGAAUCCCCAGGGGUUCUUCGCCAUCAAUCCCAAGACUGGUCUGGUCAUGACUACUUCAAGACGACUGGACAGAGAACAGCAGGGGGAGCAUAUUCUUGAGGUCACGGUGACGGAUCACGGCCAGCCUCCCAAGUCCACCGUGGUGAGAGUGAUCGUCCAGGUGCAGGACGAGAACGACAACAGGCCCCAGUUCCUGGAGAAGGUCUACAAAAUCAAGCUCCCGGAGAGAGGGAAGGGCGAGCGGGAGAGGACGGGGGGCAGGGAGCCCGUGUACAGGGUCAUCGCCUCGGACAGGGACGAGGGCCCCAACGCAGAAAUAUCCUACAGCGUGGAGGAGGGAGACGAACACGGCAAGUUCUUCAUCGAACCCAAAACGGGGCUGGUGUCUACCAAGAAGGCUUCGUCCGCUGGAGAGUAUGACAUUCUCUCGAUUAAAGCCGUGGACAAUGGCCGCCCUCAGAAGUCCGCCUCCUGCCGGCUUCACAUCGAGUGGAUCCCGAAGCCGCCGCCAUCCGCCCGGCCGCUGAGCUUCGACGAGUCUCCCUUCAGCUUCUCCGUCAUGGAGAGCGACCCCGUCUCGCACAUGGUGGGGGUCAUCGCCACGGAGACCACGGACACGCCCGUCUGGUUCGACAUCACAGGAGACACGCAGGCUAAAGAAAUGUUUCACAUCAUUCAGAUGGCUUGUGACCUGAACUGUACAGCAGAAGGUGGUAAUUUUGACAGUCGCUUCGAUGUGAACAAGGGCAGUGGAACCAUUGUUUUGGCCAGGCCUCUCCGUGCAGGACAGAAUUCACAUUACAACCUGACAGUGGAGGCAACAGAUGGAACAAGCACUAUCAGCACCCAGGUAUCCAUCCGAGUAAUUGAUACAAACGACCACCGGCCGCGGUUCUCCCAGCACAAGUACGAGAUCAGCAUCCCGGAGGACACCCCUGCCGAGACGGAGAUCCUCCGGAUCAGCGCCAGCGACGAAGACGAGAGGAACAAGAUGACCUACACGCUCCUCAGCAGCACCGACCCCUUCAGCCUGAGGAAGUUCCGGCUGGACCCGGGGACCGGCCUGCUCUACACGGCUGAGAGUCUGGACCACGAGACCAUGCGCAGGCACACCCUCACCGUCAUGGUGCGCGAUCAGGACAUUCCCGUGAAGCGUAACCUGGCGAGGGUGAUCAUUAACGUGGCGGACGCUAACGACAACGCGCCACGCUUCAUCAGCCCGUCGUACGCAGCCCGCGUGCCGGAGUCGGCCGCACCGGGCUCUGCCGUGGUUCAGCUCUCCGCUCUGGACAAAGACAAGGGCCAAAACGCUGAGAUCCUCUACAGCAUCGAGUCCGGAAAUCUGGCGAAUUCCUUUGCCAUCGAUCCUGUUUUGGGCACCAUAACUGUGGAGAGGGAGCUGGAGGGCAGCAGCGCGUUUGAGCUGGCGGUGAAAGCGUCUGAUAAAGGCCUACCUCCGCUCAGCGCCCUGACAACCAUCCACAUCACUGUCACCAUCUCUGAUAACGCCAAGCCCAAGUUCGCCGAGCGGGAGUUCUCCACAGAAAUCAGCGAGAUGGCAGCUGUGGGGAGUUUCGUGAGCGCAGUUACUGCCUCCAGUCAGUCCUCCGUCUUCUACCAAAUCAAAGACGGAAACGUCAACGGCGCGUUCGACAUCAAUCCCAGCUCUGGCGUUGUGGUGAUUCGAAGGACCCUGGACUAUGAGACUUUGUGUCUGUACAGACUGACCGUGCAAGGCACCAACAUGGCUGGCAUGGUGAGCAACGCCACACUCAUUGUUCGCCUGAUAGAUGAGAACGACAACGCCCCCGUCUUCGCCCAGGCGGAUUUCACGGGCGCGGUCAGUGAAUUGGCUCCUUUCAACAGCAUCAUUUUAACCCAGGACCAAUCCCCACUAGUGAUACGAGCUUCAGACGCUGACAGUGAUCUGAACGGCAGGCUGGUUUAUGAGAUCGUCGAGCAGUUCGCCCACAAGUACUUUACGAUUGAUUCAAGCACGGGAGCCAUUCGGACUGUCAGCAGCCUGGAUUAUGAACAGAGGAGCAGUUUCCGAUUCACUGUGCAGGUCCACGAUUUGGGAAUACCACACUUAUUUGCCGAGAGGCCCGCCAAUGUCACAGUCCGAGUUGUGGAUAUCAACGACUGCCCCCCGCAGUUCAGCCAGGAUGUGUACGAGGCGUCUAUCCUGGUGCCAACUUACAAAGGGGUCAAAGUGAUGACAGUGAAUGCCACGGACGCAGACGGUGACAGACAUUCUAAACUACUGUUCUCCAUUUCCAACGGCAACGCGGGCGGCCGGUUUCAGAUGGACCCGAUUUCUGGCGCCAUCUUUGUGGAGAACGCCACACAGCUGCGGAGCAGGUACGAGCUGACUGUGAGGGUCUCCGAUGGGAGGUUCGUCAGCAUUGCAUCUGUGCACAUCAACGUGAGGGAGAAUAAGAACAGCUCUCUGAAGUUUACCCGGGACCCGUACACUGCCCACGUUCCGGAAAACUCUCCCGAAAAGAGAACUCUUUCCAUCGUCGCCAUUCGGGGCAGCCCCAUCAACGAGCCCCUGUUUUACACCAUUCUGAACCCAGACAGGAGGUUUACAAUCGGACGUACUUCAGGGGUGCUAUCCACCACAGGCGUGCCCUUUGACCGUGAAGAGCAGGACAGAUUCGAUGUAGUUGUGGAAGUGGCAAAGGCAGAAAGGUCAUCUGGUUUCGCUCAUGUCUUAGUAAAAGUGACUGUUGAUGAUGUGAAUGACAACGAGCCAGUAUUUCUUAACCUACCCUAUCAAGUGUCUCUGGUGCAAAGGAAUGCCAUGGCGGGUCAUAUCAUUAGACAGGUCGCUGCAGUGGACGAAGACACUGGCAGAAAUGCAGAGAUACACUACAGCCUGAGGAAUCAUCACGAGCAUUUUAAAAUAAGCCCUUUGGGUGAAAUUUCUCUGAAACGGUCAUUUGAGCUGGAAACACCGAGCUCUGAGUUUGUGAUUAACGUUUUGGCCAAAGACGGUGGAGAACCACCACUUUUGUCUACGGCGGAAGUGAGGAUCGGCGUAGUGGACAAGGCCGUGCCCGUGUUCGAAAAAACGUUUUAUAAAAUAGAGAUUCUGGAGAAUAUGCAGUUACAUACUCCAGUAGUGCAUGUCCAAGCCAGUGGCUCAGAGGGUCCUGGUGUAGGGUACAGCAUUACUGAAGGGGACCCGUUCAGUCAGUUCUCCAUUGAUUUCAACACAGGGGUCCUGUAUGCAGUGCAGCCUUUGGAUUACGAAACUCAUCCUGCCUAUAAGCUGAGUGUGAGAGCGACAGACUCGCUGACAGGCGCCCACACCCAGGUUUUUGUUGACAUCAUAUUGGAGGAUGUCAACGAUAACGCUCCUGUGUUUGAAGUGGAGGCGUAUACUGUCAGUCUUUCCGAAGCCUCAGUAAUUGGCACAUCGGUGCUGCAGGUGACAGCCACCGACUCGGAUUCCAGCAGCAACAGAGUGCUCUUUUAUCAGUUCGUCGAAGACAAGGGCGAGAGUUUCGACUGCUUCAGCGUUGACCGCGACAGCGGGGUACUCUCCACGGCCUGCGCUUUGGACCGUGAGGAAGUGAAGCAGCAUAAACUGGUGGUUAGAGCCAUUGACGGGGGCGUGCCCGCCCUGUCCAGUGAUGUCGCCGUGCUAAUCGAGGUAACGGAUCUGAACGACAACGCGCCGGUCUUCACCCAGCGUGCGUAUGAGGCCAGCAUCAGCGAGCUCGCCCCUCAGGGGCACUUAGUCACGUGCGUGCAGGCCUCCGACGCAGACAGCACAGACUCCGGCAACCUGGAGUACUCUCUGCUGUCUGGAAAUGAGGACCAGAGCUUUGCCAUCGAUAGCAAGAGUGGGCAGAUUACCGUCUCAACUCACCGCAAAACGCCAAUGCAGCCACUGUACAACUUGAACGUUUCAGUGUCCGACGGAGUCUUCCGGAACUCAGCCACGGUCAGACUCCGGGUUAUAGGCGCAAACUCCCACAGUCCCACGUUCCCUCAGAUCGACUAUGUGGUUGAGCUUUCUGAGAGCUCACCCAUCGGCACACUGGUUACAGAAAUCAAAGCCACCGAUGAAGAUGCCGGAACUUACGGCCGAGUGAUGUACUAUAUAGUGAAUGGCUUCGCUAAGGAGAGGUUUUCCGUCAAUGAAGAAGGGCAGAUUUUCACAGUGGAGAAAGUCGAUCGCGAAAAGCCUUCUGAGAAAGUUGUUCCCAUAAGCUUGAUGGCCAAAGACGGUGGUGGAAAGGUUGCCUUUUGCACUGUCAGUGUGGUCCUGACUGACGUCAAUGACAAUACUCCACAGUUCUUGGCAGCUGAAUACAGGGCGAACGUGGCAUCUGACGUCCCGAGGGGAACCACAGUCGUCAGAAUUACAGCCACGGACAUGGACGAAGGGACAAACGCAGACAUUACCUACUCCAUCGAGGCGGACGAUGAGAAUGUUGAUGAAAACUUUGAAAUACACCCCUUCAGUGGUGUGGUUGUAACUAAAGAAAGCCUAAUUGGCCUGGAAAACGACCUGUGUGCUUUCUAUGUAAGAGCCAAAGAUGCUGGGAAUCCAACUAGGCACUCUGUUGUACCUGUUUAUAUUAAAGUACUGCCCACUGAAGUGCCUGUGCUGAAGUUUCUAGAGCCCCAUUACAGGUUUGCAGUUGCUGAAGAUCUCCCCAUUGGAUCAGAGAUUGGUAUUAUCCAGACUGAGAGUGAACAUCUUGUGGUUUACAGUCUCGUCAAAGGAAAUACACCCGAGAGCAACCAGGAUGAGGUCUUUGUAGUUGAGAGAGACACAGGGAGGCUAAACCUGGAGAAAGAACUUGACUAUGAGACCACAAAAUGGUACCAGUUAACAUUACUAGCGCAAAUAACCUUUGAAGGAGAUGACAUCAUGACCGCUGUGGACAUAUACAUCCAGAUAAAGGACGUCAAUGACAACAGACCUCAGUUUGAGUCCGACCCUUACGAGGCCUUUGUCGCGGAGAACCUGCCGGAAGGAACUUUGGUGAUCCCAGUGAAAGCCGUUGACCUUGACGCCGGCGACAAUGGCCAAAUCCUGUACAGCCUGGAUGAGAAGCAGGAGAGCGAGGAUAUCGGCGAGCUCUUCGCCAUCGAUGGCGAAACGGGCUGGAUUACAACACUGAGGGAGCUGGACCGCGAGAAGCGAGCCGCGUACGCUGUGGCCGUGGUGGCCUCCGACCGAGGAGAGACGGAGCGGCUGGCGGCCUCUGCGACGGUGCGGGUCGCCGUGGCGGACGUGAACGACAGCCCCCCGCGCUUCACGGCCGAACUCUACCAAGGCACCGUGAGCGAGGACGACCCCCUGCCCAGCGGGGUGGUCGCCAUCCUGAGCACCACGGACGCCGACUCCGAAGACAUGAACACACAAGUCAGCUACUUCAUCACAGGCGGGGACCCUCUGGGACAGUUCGGCAUUGAGCACACUCAGAAGGACUGGAAAGUCUCCGUCCGGAAGCCCCUCGACCGGGAGGAACGAGACAAUUACCUCCUAAAUAUCACGGCCACUGACGGAACCUUUGUAGCAAAGGCCGCCGUGGAGGUGAAGGUCCUGGACGCCAACGACAACAGCCCCGUUUGCGAGAAGACCCUCUACGCUGAGACCGUACCUGAGAAUGCCCUCCCAGGAAGGCUGGUCUUAGAAAUCUCUGCCACUGAUGCAGACAUUCGCUCCAAUGCAGAAGUCUCUUACGUGCUGUACGGUGCAGGAUCGGAGCUGUUCAACAUGGACUCACAUACAGGUGAGCUGAGGACCCUCCUGCCCUUGGACCGGGAGGAGAGGGCCGUGUACGACCUGCAGGUUCGAGCCUUGGACGGGGGUGGGCGCUCCUGUGAGACGCGGGUCAGGAUCACCCUGGAGGACGUCAACGACAACGCGCCGCAGUUUGCGUCCGAAACCGUCCCCGUCACCGUCUUCGAGAACACCGAGGUUCACACCUACGUUGCUCGACUGCUGGCUGGCGACGCCGAUUUUGGUUUGAACGGUGAUAUUCUGUACUCGCUUGUGGACUCUGCGGAUGGGCAGUUCUCCGUUGACGAGCGGUCGGGGAUCAUGAGCCUGGAGAAACCUCUGGACCGGCUGGUCCAGGCGGUGUUCACGCUCCGGGCCCAGGCUGUGGACCAGGGCGCCCCCCGCAGGCUGUCCUCGACCUGCUCGGUGGUGGUCUCCGUGCUGGACAUCAACGACAGCCCCCCGGCGUUCGAGCGCAGGGAGUACGUGGCCACGCUCCCCGAGGACGUGCCAGUGGGGACCCAGGUCCUGCGCGUCUUCGCCGCCAGCAAGGACGCCGACUCCGAGGCCGAGGUCUCCUACUCCGUCGUCAGCGGCAACGAGCGUGGCGCGUUCAGCAUCGACUCGCGCACGGGUGACAUCUUUGUGAUUGAGCGCCUGGAUUAUGAAGCCGCGCAGGAGUACUGUCUGACAGUGGAGGCCGCGGACGGACGCUCGCCGUCCCUCAGCGACACGGCCACCGUCAACGUCAAUGUGACCGACGUCAACGACAACAGCCCCGUGUUCAGCCAGACAGCGUACGCCGCGGUGGUCGCCGAAGACAGCGAUCUGGGGAAAACCAUCAUCACGGUCGUGGCUCAGGACGGCGACGGCCCGUCCGGGAACCGCGUGCGGUACUCCAUCGUCAGCGGGAACCCGGGCAGCCCCUUCGUCAUCGACGCGGUCAAAGGCGAGGUCAAGGUCGCUCGGCAAUUAGACAGAGAGAAGGUGUCGGGGUACACGCUGACUGUGCUCGCCUCCGACAACGGAAAUCCCGCUAAAUCCAGCAGCGUCACGAUCGACGUCGACGUGUCCGACGUGAACGAUAAUCCCCCGGUCUUCUCCCAGGCCAACUACAGCCUCGUCAUCCAGGAGAACCGCCCAGAGGGAACCGCCGUUCUCCAGCUCACCGUGACGGACGGAGAUGCCUCCCACAACGGGCCCCCUUUCUCCUUCACCAUCGUCGGGGGCAACGAGGGAAACGCCUUCCAGAUCAACCAGGAGGGGGCGGUACUCACCGCUGCACGGCUGAACCGGAAGACAACGGAGCACUACUCCCUGCAGGUGGAGGUGUCCGAUAGUGGGAAACCGCCGCUGGCAUCGUCAGCGUUCGUCAGCGUCCGGGUCAUCGCAGAGAGCGUGCAUCCCCCCGCAGUCCUCCCCCUGGACGUGUUCGUAACGACCCAGGGAGAGGGCUACCCCGGCGGGGUCCUGGGGAAGAUCCACGCCAUGGACCAGGACAGCUACGACACGCUAACGUACAGCCUGGCUCCCGAAUACAGCGGCCCCUUCUCGGUCUCGCCCACCGACGGCAAGCUGGUGGCCCUGGCGGCGCUGGACGAGGGCCUCUACCCGCUCAACGUCACGGUGACGGACGGCCGCUUCACGGCAGAGGCUCCCGUCAGCGUGCACGUGCGCCGGGUCACCCAGCGGGCGCUCAACGCCUCCGUGGGUGUGCGUUUCGCCGGCGUGGCGCCCGAGGAGUUCAUCGGGGACUACUGGCGUAACUUCCUGCGGGCGCUGCGUAGCGUGGCGGGGGUCCGGAGGGCCGACAUCCACGUGGUGAGCCUGCAGGCGUCUGGGGAGCCCCAGGGCGUGGACGUCCUCCUGGCCCUCUCCGGGGGCCCCUCUCUCUCGGGCCUGGCCGUCUUCCAGAAGCUGAACGCCUCGGCCGAAGCCAUCGAGGAGAUGACCGGUGUGCACAUUGUCAGGGUCAUCGACAAGCUGUGCGCCGGCCUGGACUACUGCCCCCACAGGUUCUGCCAGGAGGUCAUCGCCCUGGAGAAGGGCGCCAUGGCGACGCACAGCACGGCCAGGCUAAGCUUCGUCACGCCCCGGCACCACAGAUCGGCUGUGUGUCUGUGCAAAGGUGGUAAAUGUCCUGUGUUGAGCACGCUAUGCGACGGUCACCCAUGCCCUGAGGGAAGUGUGUGUGUAGCCAAUCAGAAGGAGGCCGUGUAUACCUGUGCUUGUCCAGAUGGUAAAGCUGGAAAGUGCUCAGCGGGGCCGGCCCUGACGUUCGGCGGGAACGGCUACGUCAAGUACCGGCUGACGGAGAACGACAACAAAGAGGAGCUGCAGCUCUCGCUCCAGCUGAGGACCUUCUCCAGCCACGCCACGCUGAUGUACGCCCGGGGAACAGACUACAGCAUCCUCGAGGUGCAGAAUGGUAGGCUCCAGUACAGGUUUGACUGUGGCAGCGGGCCAGGCCUGGUAUCCGUGCACAGCGUUCAGCUGAACGACGGCGUGUGGCACACGGUCUCUCUGGAGGUCAACGGGAACUACGCCAAGCUGGUCCUGGACCAGCUCCACACCGCCUCGGGCACCGCGCCAGGCUCCCUCCGCACCCUGAACCUGGACGACGUGGUCUUUUUCGGGGGCUACGCCCGGCAGCACGCCGUCCGGCACGGAGCCAGGCACGGGCGCAGCCCCCCCGUCGGGGCCAGCUUUCAGGGGUGCAUGCAGGCCCUGGUCCUGAACGGCCAGGAGCUCCCCCUCGGGACCCAGGGCCACACCCGUGCCGUGCUGGAGGACAUGGUGGGCGCCGCCCCCGGCUGCACCAUGGCCCCGCCCCAGGGUUGCUCUGGCAACCCCUGCACCAAUGGAGGGACCUGCUCAUCUCUGCCCAAUGGAGGAUAUUUCUGUACCUGCAGUGCCUUAUUCAUGGGAACUCGCUGUGAAAUUGCCAAAAGCCCCUGCGCUUCGAACCCCUGUCUGUACGGAGGAAUCUGUGCUCCACGCGGUGGAGGCUUUCACUGCCAGUGUAGGGGGCAGUACUCUGGACAGAGGUGUCAGCUUGGGCCAUACUGUAAAGACCAGCCCUGCAAAAACAAUGGGAAGUGUAUCGAAAGCCUGGAUGGACCAGUCUGUGAAUGUGAGGGCGGUUACCAAGGAGACAGGUGCCUUGGUGACGUUGACGAAUGUCUGCGGAACCCGUGCGAUAACGGCGGGCGUUGUGAGAACAGCUACGGCUCCUACAGCUGCAACUGCACGCUGGGGUUCGGCGGGAGGCUGUGCCAGCUCAAGUCCGACGUCCGCAACGAGUUCAUCUCCACGUCCUGGAACAUCGGCGUGGAGGAGGUGAUCGGAAUAGUGGUGUUCGUGGUCAGCAUCUUCAUCCUGGUCCUCCUCUUCGUCCUGGUCCGCAAGGGCUGCGCCCGGCGCAGGAAGCCCAAGCCGGAGGAAGACAAGCACCGGCUGGGGAACUCCUUCCUCCACGGGCCCUACCUGGACCCCAAACUCAGCAGGAACAUCUACUCGGACGUCCCGCCCCAGGUGCCCGUCCGCCCCAUCUCCUACACGCCCAGCGUUCCCAGCGACUCCCGGAACAACCUGGACCGGAACUCCUUCGAGGGCUCCAUCAUCCCGGAACACCCAGAGUUCAGCACCUUCAACCCAGACCCCGCGCACGGACACCGGAAGGCCGUGGCGGUGUGUAGCGUCGCCCCGAAUCUGCCCCCUCCCCCGCCCUCGCUCCCCGCCUCCGACAGCGACUCCAUACAGAAACCUGCGUGGGACUUUGAGUUCGACGCUAAAGUUGUGGAAUUGGAUCCUUGCCUAAAGAAAAAGCCAAGCAAGAACCACUCCUGUCAGAGAAUCUCUGAUGUCCACUCGCUUGGCUCCUUCCACUCUGAGACCUACGAUGAUAGCGAGUAUUUUAUAGUUCAUGGACUGAAGAAUCCACGUGGUUACCAUUGGGACACGUCUGAUUGGAUGCCUAAUGUUCAUCUUCCUGGAAUCCAGGAGUUUCCACAGUACGGUUCUGUGGGAAGCCCCGCCCCUUUGUACAGCAAUCCCGCCAUUCUGCACACAGAUUACUAUCCUGGAGGCUGUGACAUUGAGUGUGACGUCCUGCCCCCACUGAAAGACUUCCCCGACCACAGGGAGUCGCCCCCGCCCCCGGAGCAGGGCGACCAGUACGGGACCCCGCCGCCCCCCAGGGCUGUGCCCCCCCCAGCCAGUCCACCGUCCUCCCCCCACAGCCAGAAGCUGCACAGCCUGCACAGGUACCUGCCUCACCACCAGUACCCCGCGGAGAUCCCCCUAACCUGUGACCCCACCGCAGGGGGCAAAGGUCACAGGGUCAGCUUCCUCACUUACCCCCCGAGCCAGGGGCCAGGUUUCGGGGCAGCCAGCGCGGACGUCCGCGCCUCUGAGGCCUCUCUGUCGGACGCGUCGGUGGUCGCGACGAGCGACUGCGAAAGCGGGGAGGAGGGUCACGUUCCAGCCCCCAACCCUGGCCUCGCGCCAAACUCCACGCAGCACACCGAAGUCUGACACUGAUUUCCAACGUUCAAGUGCCUCGACUGUACCAGCGCCAAGCUGGCGAAACGCACUGUUUCCCCACCGAGAGGCGAGUGCGGUCAGCCAUGUUGAGCGGCGAGACGACUCCAUUUUGGCUCUGCCACACGAAUGCACUGGAUCCAGCAGCCUGAUCUCCCACUGCACUGCAGACAGGCCCGUGUUAAUGGCUGUGCUUGAGAUAACUGUCACGCAUAAACACUGCAGGAACUAAAAAAGAAAUGUACAAUUAAGAGAGAAAGAACCUGCCUAACUGUUCACACGCAUUGUUCCAAUGAUGCAAGACACUUUUUUAAAAGUCCGCUGUCAUUUCGCGUGAAUCGUACUGUACUGCUUUGAGUUGAAAGAUGUUUACUAGAGUUUGUAGAUAUGUUAUUUUUUUUUUAUUUCCAAAAAGAAUCGCAGUAAUUUGUGUGCCAUUGGCCAUACUGUAUUUAUUACAGAAAAUAAGAAGUGUUUGUCAAACGUAAGGUCUCUGUGUGCCAGUAAACUGUGCUGUUUUGCGGGGGUCUGCACAUCCAUACAUUUUAUUUGUAUGUAAAUAGUAACUGUUGACUUUAUUUUUUCGCCACAAACAUGGACAUAACCGUUAUAUUUAUAGUAUGAAAUAAUGUAUGGACACAUGAUUUUCCAAGUGUCUGUGUGCAAGAUGGUCUUGAUGUGGAUUCUACUGGAUACUGCCACUAGCUCACUCUUUCCUACUGGCAAUAAAUUAUUCAUAAAAUGGCUGAUUCUUUGCUCCUAUUUAUCUAUAAAGAAAGAAGUGGUUACAGAAUACUAUAAUACCAUUGACAAAUCAAUGGUUAAAUCAAAUAUGACACAUGCUUAAAUUUGUGUAGAUUCACUGAAUGAUUUGUCUAGUUCAGAAUUUCAGCAUCAGUUUGUUGGUUCUUACUUGACUGAAGGCGGCCAUUUUGAGGUGAUAUAUUUCCUAAAAUGUUUUAAAAAUGUCAUAUCAGCACAUUAUCCAGCAUUACACCCUUUGUAUUUUCUGUACAACACUGUUGUCCUCUUUUUUGGCUAACAAUUUGUAGGUUUGUUUAUAUGUUAUACGUGUAAGAAAUGUGACAAAAUUGCAUAAAUCAUGCAGCGACUUCAUAAAAGGCUUUUGAAUA
Conger conger (European conger) is the source of this 14945-nucleotide messenger RNA. RefSeq names its product FAT atypical cadherin 1b (gene fat1b). The transcript is spliced from 28 exons. Gene Ontology annotation, molecular function: calcium ion binding. NCBI's taxonomy places the organism in Eukaryota, Metazoa, Chordata, Actinopteri, Anguilliformes, Congridae. Gene Ontology annotation, biological process: homophilic cell-cell adhesion. The record is from RefSeq and is a predicted model, not a curated record. Bases 1 to 13806 code for a protein of 4601 amino acids. Gene Ontology annotation, cellular component: plasma membrane.